AUGGAAAAUAUUUAUAUUGACGAGAAGAAAGGACAAGAAAGUGAAAAAAUUUGUUAUAAAGAAGAACCGGUUAACAAAAGUAAUGAUAGUGAUAAUAAUAGCAUACUACAAAGUUCAACAAAUCAAGUAACUCAAAAAAAGUCAAAUUCAGAAUAUCAAGGGAUCAAUGAAAAUGACGAAUGUAAAGCAAAGAGAGAAUAUAAUAAUAGUGGUGGUGUCGUUGUUCAUGAUGUUCAUGAUGAAAAUUGUGAUAAAUUUGAUGAGGAAUCAGCUAAAAGAAAAGAAGAAAUCAACAAGACUACACCUGGAUGGUAUGUAGUAGCAAAAGAAAAAUUCAUACAAAUUCAAGAAGCUUAUAAUGUGUUGAGUGAUGAAGAGAAAAGAUCACGGUACAAUAAAUGGGAAACAACAGAUGAAUUUGCAGGUGAAGCAAAUUAUGGUGGAUUUACUGGAUUCAAUGAAGAUUUUAUAAAUAAUGUAUUUAAAAAUUUUGCCGGUUCAAGAGUUCAAACAGAAUUUAAUCAACCUUAUGCAAUGGGAUCCGAUGUCGAAUUUUCUUUAACUAUAUCCUUUAUAGAUUCGGUUAAAGGUGCUAAGAAGACUGUGACGGUAGAAACAGUGGCAAACUGUAAAUCGUGUAAUGGAAUUGGUACCAGAACAGGCAAAGAACCAGAUAAUUGCAAAGUGUGUAAUGGAUCAGGUGUACAAUACGUUUCCUUAACAACAGGAUUUCAUAUGCAAACUAUAUGUCGUGCCUGUAAUGGUAAAGGAACCAAAAUAACACCUUUAAAUAGAUGUGUAGCAUGUAUUGGUAAAGGUCAAGUAAAAGAGAAGAGAGCUGUAGUAGUUCAAAUUCCCGCAGGCAUUGAGAGUGGCACAGUAAUUAGAAUGAUUAGACAAGGGGAUGUACCAUCUGGUGGGAUAGGAAUCCCCGGAGAUUUAUAUAUAAGAUUAAAUGUCACGCCACAUAGUAUAUUUAAAAGAGAAGGUGAAAAAAAUAUUAUUAUGAAUAAGGAAAUACCAUUUCAUCUAGCAAUUUUAGGUGGUGAUGUUCAAGUACCCACGAUUGAUGGCGAUGAUGUUGAAUUAAAAGUUCCUGAAGGUUCACAACCUGAUCAACGUAUUGUACUAAACAAACGUGGUAUAAAAAUUGGUAACUCUCAAGGUGAUCAAUACGUUAUAUUAAAACCUAGAUUACCAAAACAUUUAACAUCACAACAAAAAGAAUUGAUUGAAAAAUAUGAAGAAAUCAGUGAACGAAGCACAAAGAAGAAAUCUGGUAAUUUUUUAAAAAAUCUAUUUAAUAUAUUCAAAGAUAAAAAAUAA
This is a messenger RNA of Entrophospora sp. SA101, 1326 nucleotides long. The record is from the annotation of a GenBank genome assembly. Lineage: Eukaryota; Fungi; Glomeromycota; Glomeromycetes; Entrophosporales; Entrophosporaceae.